CCGCUGCCCCUUCAUGGCCAACAGAGACAACGACUACGGCUGGUGCUUAGAAAAGCUGUUAGUUCUUCGCUGACGGUAUCUCUCGUUGAAGCUUCGAAGCAGAGAAAUGAGAAUCCAUGGAAGGGAGAAGGGAACGCAUAGAUUCUAAAAUCUGGCGUUGGAAACAUGGGCUUCAAUUUGACAAAGGCCCAAAAGCUUCUUCUCUAUUUAAUCGAAGGCCCAGAGGACGGGAAAUCCGGCCGCGUUUCGCGAGGGAGGAAGGCCCACGGCCGGCUUGUGGCCAGCGAAUUGAGUGAUGGAAAUUGGAAACUGUAUCUAUUGUGGAAAGGUCAAUUUUCUUCUGGGAAGUGUAAUUUGGGAAAAGCUACUGGUUUGGGCUCUUAUUUUCUUCUCCAAGUUGAUGCCAUUUGCGAGCAUGGAGACGACCAUUUCCCACCUCUCGUUUCGCCCUAAUUAGACAGACUGUCCAUUUUUAAUUAUGAACUAAGUUAUUACAUUUUAGCUAAUAUAUCAUAUAGAGGUAUUAAUAGGUCUGUUCAUAGCGUGUCAAUUAGGUCAUUGGAGAGAUGGUUUAGAUAUUUUUUCGAUUAUUGUGAUUGAGUUAUGUGAAUUUCCUAUUUCCGGCCUUAACUAAGUCUUGUAUAUUGUUGCUUUCAUUCGGGAAUAUCUAUGACAAUAUAUACUUGCUAAACUAUGCGUCUAAUCAAAUUGACUCGUAAUCUAACUAAUUCGUAACAUUAUUUUACACAACCCCCCUGAUUCAGUUAAUCACAAAAUCUUUGAUUGGAAUGUUCCAAUCGUGCAAGUUAUGCAUGAUCGGUUUACAAGUUAGUUGGUUUACAUAAUAAUUUAGUGAGGUUAGGAGUUAGCUAACAUACUGGUCAAGAAUGUUUUAGGUUGAAUGAGUUAUGAUACGUUAUUAUCACCUUUCAUACACUGAAUUAUUGAUAAUACAAAUAAGAUGAAUUUGGCAUCGUGACAUGUGAAAACAUUUGAAAACACAUGUUUGGCUACACUAACAUGAAUAUUCUUGUGAACAUAGAUUCAGAAAACAAUGAUUUUGUUAAUGACCCUUUUUUACGCUUGAUCUAACUCCAUUUUUAUCCAAUAAGAAACGUGUUCAAGGACUUGCCCCAUAUUAUCCAUAAUCCACUUGUGCGGUACUUUUGGGCAAAAUGACAUCAUCAGCACCAUCAUCACACCUCCCCUGAAUCAGAAUCCUUCAAGCUUCAUUUUGACCUUUGAAAAUAUUGACUUUCCCCUCUUUUCCACCAUUCUAACUUUCCCCCAUUUCUUCAACCUAUAUAAACCCGUCAAACUUCUCUCCCCAAAUCACUUCCCCUGUUUUUCAUCAAGUCUCCUCUGUUCACACACCCACCAAAAACAAAGAUUCAAACUCUUCCCUCCAAACCAUGAGUAGCGACGGCUACAUUGCCGGCGGCGAGGAUGAGAGGAAGUACAAAGGAGUCCGGCGCCGGAAAUGGGGGAAAUGGGUGUCGGAGAUUCGGGUCCCUGGUUCCCAGGAACGAAUCUGGCUCGGGACGUACUCUUCCCCUGAAGCUGCAGCGGUGGCUCACGACAUUGCUUCAUACUGCCUCCGAGGGGGUUCGUCUCGAAAGGGGUUCAAUUUCCCGGUGACUUCGCUGCCGGCCAGUGUCCAGCCGGACAUGUCGCCGAGGUCCGUGCAGAGGGCGGCAUCCGACGCCGGAAUGGCCGUGGAUGCGCAGAUGAUACUGUGGAAUUCGUCCCCGCCGCCGGCGCGGCCGGAGAUGUCAUCCGAGAUGUUUUGGGGCAACGGAGGGUGCCGGGAUGUGGACGGAAUGGGCGCCGGCAGUUCGGCCGGAGGGGACGUACUGAACUUAUCGGUAGAAGAUUAUUUCUAAGAGUGUGCGAACUUGGUAGUUCCCCAUCAGAAAUUGGUAGGCGCCAAGGAGAAAGGAAGUGAAAUUAUACAUUGAUUAUUCGUGUAUUUUUUCCGGCGAUUCGGCUAAUGUUUCAGCCGCCAGCUUGCCAUUGAGUGAAUUUUCCAUUUCACGGUAUCCUUUCUUGAUAGAGUUUCAAACUUGCACACGUCCGUCAUGUCAUGUAAUUUUGUCAAUGGUUAACAUUGAGUAUCAUAGGAAUUCAACUAUGAGACGUCACAGUAAAAGUACCCUUUGAUACUUGUUUUCCGGCAAGAAAACUUGCGCUGAAUUGAAAUAGAUUGCACAUUUAACUUCUUUGGACAAUGAUUAUUAAGACACGACUCACACCUCUUCAAACAAAGUUCGAACGAGGGUGUUUGAUUGAUGGUUUUUGAGAACGAGAUCUAAAUUAAAUUACUUCUACUCCUAUGGAUGUUCAGUGAGAGCUCCAAACUACGAACUACGUCUAUUGCUACAUGAUAGAGAAAAAGAUAAAGUUUGACAUUGGGUGUCAAAUGGUUGGUUGUGGAACCUCUGUCUCUGUCGACCUCCUCCUAUUUAUAGCCACGAGGAGGUAACCGCCGUAGAAAACCGUUUGUUGGAUAUCUGUUACCAAAAACCGCUCCCCCUUCUUCAAUAGAAACCCUCCUCUUGGAUAACUCCCAAAAAGAACCGCUCCCUACUUCCUCAGAGUGGUGGUUACUCCUUCAACCUCCUAGGUGCCUCUCUUGGAACCGUCUGGAUCUAGUAGCUUGCCUCGCCUCGUCUUGUUCAAAAUCUCGUGCCAUGCAAAUCUUUUGAUAAGCAUGUGGUGUCUCACAAAAGGGGGUCGUGGUCCUCUUGCCAGGCAGCCAUGGACUUCUUACUCAUGUCCUUGGCCUUCUUGUCUCAUGACCAUGGACCUCUUGGGACUUAGUCACUAGUGAUAUAAUGCUCCACCAUCACGCCCUUCUCAUCUGUGUCCAUGGCCACUCUCCUGAGGUGGCAUGGACCUCUCAAUCAUGCACUGGCCCCUCUUGGGAGGCGGCAUGGCCUUCCCAGACUUAGUAUUUUUCAAUGUGUCUAAUGCUUCUUGCUUCGCGUCCAUGGCCAUCACAUGACAAUUGACACGGCCAUGGACCUCUUAAUCAUGCACAUGGCCCUUCUCGUGAGGCGGCAUGGCCUUCUCAGACUUAGAAUAUAUUUUUCAGUCAUGCCUAGGCCAUCUUGUCUCGCGUCCAUGCCCCUUCUUGUGACUCGGUAUGGAUGUUUCGUCUUGUCUCGCGUCCAUGCCCCUUCUCGUGAAACGACAUGUACCUCUUACAGGCUUAGUUUAUUUUUCAGUAAUUCGGUCUUGGUUUUGGGGCGGCAUGUGCUCCUCGAUUUCGAGACGAACAUGGUCCUCUUCGUGAAGCGACACGUCACACGUCCCUCUCCAGACUUAGUGGCUUGGGCUUAAAAUUAAUAUUCAUAAGGUCCAACUUAAACAACAUUAAUUGUUAUAAUUAAUGUGACCUUAUAAACUCAUUGAUUAUCUUGUAAAUCACCAAUGUGGUAGAAGAUAAUUUUUUGGUGUAAACAAUACCAUAUACGAGAACCAACCAAUCGGCACUCACAAUAACUCGAGUCGUUCGAAGGUCAAUUAUAAAUCAUCUAUGUAUCAUUCUAUUAACGUGACUCCCACAUUGCAUAUAUUUAAUACAUUCGAUUUUGAGUAGUAAUAUGACAUCGAUCGGACAUUUAUGGCCUACUUUUGAAAUUAUUAGACAGAUUUGGCCUACAAAUUUCUUUGACCGUUAAUAUUAGCGGUCAAACACUAUUUCGUUAGUCACUCAAAAAAAACAAUUGACGUGGCAUGCCACAUCAUUAAACAGUAUUAUUUUAA
Messenger RNA from Linum trigynum, 3768 nucleotides. The record is from the annotation of a GenBank genome assembly. Lineage: Eukaryota; Viridiplantae; Streptophyta; Magnoliopsida; Malpighiales; Linaceae.